AAAUGAGUUUUAUUUUAAUGUAAGUAUUUAUGUUAUAUUACACAACACGAAAUAGUAAACUUUAUCAGAAUGUAUUAAGGUUAAUUUCAUCGUAGUUAGUUAUGGCGGACUAUAGCGGUCAAAAAGUUAACGGUUAAGUAACAACUAACAAACAACAGCAGUUCUUUUUAAGUCAUUUUUAGUACAAUGUUGUAUGGUUUACGUAAUUUUUCUUUGUACAAUCAUAACUUUUAACUUACUUACAAGACAAUAAAUAUCUAAGGAGCUCAAACUAAGUUCGAGUUGAUUUCCAAGGGAGUUCAGUACUUUGGCCACCCUCGGUCUUCGGUCUUUAUUUUGAAGUUACGUAGGUAUGUUAAAUUUGAGCUCAAUUGGAAACUGGAAAAUGGGUCAAAUUAAAUUGAUAUGAUUAGAUUUUUAUUACAAAAGCAUAGAGGUUAUUUUCAUCUGAAUGUAACAGAUGAAAUUAAUAAAAAACAUGUUUAAAAAACGUUAAUACUGACUGGAAUCCUCCUAUUUUAUGUAGGUAGGUUAUGAUUUCAGCUGUGAAUGGGUAAAAUUGUUCUACUCCUGAUUUUAACUUAACGGGUUCGUGAAACUUUGGUAUUGUUAGAUUAACGGGUAGUCGAAACUAAAUGCUAAGAAGCAGAUAAAAUGUGAAAAAUAAAAUAUUUUGUAACAAAUGUACUUCCGUAAAUCACGCUGGUUAAAACGUAACAAAAUUAUAAAUGGGCAUACCUAGUGCGUCUUUUUUAACAUUUAAGAUCUUUAUUUACAUAAUAGAUAUAUACAGAGGUAUUACUAUAACUAGCUUAAAUAUAAAAUAGGCCCUUGAGGUAUUGUACCCAGGAUGUUGGCGGCAUUGUCGACGUGUGUCAUGUGUCGACGACGUCGUGCGUGGAAACCGCCAGCUCUUCGGUCAUCACCAUCAGUUACGUCAACCAGACGCUUCGCGAUUUCUGCAUAAAGCUUGUGCGCGCUGGGAUCCCAUUACCACUAGAUUUUCAACGCCAAAUAGUACAAAAGGUGCUCUCUACCAACGCUCUUAUAUUUAUUACGUUUCAAAAUUUCGGCGCUUUUAUUUUAAAAAUGUAUGAUUGUAAUUUUAGCUCAGUCACGGCGUAAUCACACCAAUUUAGUCAGCCUGUAUAACUUUAUAUGCAUUUAAAAGCAAUAUAAAUGAAAAAUGUGUAUUCAUUCCGAUCGCGGACUGCAUUUAUUGAAGUACGAUAUUUUUCACCUCACUGAUUUUUGUGCAGCCCUAUAGUCGGCGGUUGCUAUUUAUUUUUUACAUACUAAAAUAAUAAAAUUCUUCAAAGUAAUACCUGUCUAAAUUAGUCAUAAUAUAAAACAGUAAUCAAACAUUUUAUUCUUAUAUUAUUGACUGUGUGAUCUAAUUUAAGCAAUGGCUCCGAUACCACAAGAAGUCCCGAGCGAUCUCGGCGAGGUACCGAGCGAGCGCAGCGAGGGCCUAGACGGCAACCGAGUAGUGAUCUCCGGCGUGUCGGGUACCUACCCGCAAUCACAUCACAUCAUGGAGCUCUCCGACAUUCUCUACAACAAGGUGAACCCAGCCGAAGAAAAGCAAUCUCGUUGGAACUACAACCACCCAGAGGUUCCACAGCACGUGGGCUUGAUCCCCGAUCUGGACACGUUCGACGCUCAGUUUUUCAGAGUACAUUAUCACCUUGGGGUAAACUUAGAUCCGAUGUCCCGGAAAAUUCUUGAACAUGCUUACCAAGCUAUUUAUGAUGCAGGAAUCAACCCCAACCAAUUGUCUGGGAAGAAAGUUGGUGUUUAUAUCGGGAGUUGCUUAUCUGAAACUGAAAAAGCUUUGUUUUAUGCAGCUUAUGCAGGCAAGACUGGUUUUAGUAUAGCAGGAUGCAGCAAGACAAUGUUCGCCAAUCGGGUAUCGUACUGGCUGAAUGCAAAGGGACCCUCGCUGGCUAUUGACGGCGGGUGCUGUAGCUCAGCGGUGGCCCUAGAGCAGGCUUACCAGGCGCUGACCCGAGGCGACUGCGAAGCAGCCGUCGUUGGAGGCUGCAACUUGUGUAUGCACCCACAGACUUCAAUACACUUUGGCAGAAAUAUAACAUUAUGUAAGGAUGGAAAAACAAAAUCCUACGAUCAGGCAGCUGAUGGAUGUGUGAGAUCAGAGGCUAUUUCCGUGCUUUUCUUACAAAAAGCUAAGGAUGCUUAUAGAAUUUAUGCCGAUGUUGUUUUUGUAAAAACAGCAUAUGCUUCUGUUGAAAGCACUGGCAGUUUUAAGCGGAAACCUGAAGAAAUGACGACAUUUCUAGAUAAAUUCUACGAAGAAAUAAAAGUGUCACCAAGGGAUGUAGAAUUCGUUGAAGGUUUUGGAGCAGCCGAUUAUGAAACUGAUAAGAUAGAACUGGAUGCGAUAGAUAAAGUUUUUUGUAGAGGUCGGCGCGAGCCACUGUACGUUGGCAGCAUCAUGUCCAAUGUGGGCUACUGCGAGUCCGCCACGGGUAUAAUGGGAGUCACCAAGGUGCUUUUGGGGUACCACACGGGACAGUUAGCGGGCAACCUGUACUGCGAGCGACCCCGCGAUGACGUGGAGGCGUUGAGAGAGGGCCGCAUCAAAAUCUUGAGCGACCAUAAGCCAACUCCAAGAACAUAUGUUGCAGUCAACGGUUUGUCUCUGACCGGUGUUAAUUCUCACAUACUUUUACAUGGACAUUACAAGCCCAAGGAUUUGACAAAAUAUCACAGCGAUAUUCCACGAUUGGUCUUAAUUUCGGGUCGAACGGAUUCAGCUGUGCAAAAUAUGAUCAAUAAUUUAAAAUCAAGACCUAUAGACGCCGAGGAGUUAGCUUUGAUUCAAAAUAUCCACUCUUAUAAAAUAAAUGGCCAUCUAGGAAGAGGAUUCACCAUUUUAGAAACAAACAAUGAAUCGAAAACUACAAGUCUAGUUGAAAAAGCAGAAUAUUUUGAUGGUGGUGAACGUCCGUUAUGGUUCGUGUACAGCGGCAUGGGCUCGCAGUGGGCUGGGAUGGGAACACAGCUCAUGCGCUUGCCGAUCUUUGCUGCUGCCAUAGAACGCUGUCGACGAGUAUUGGAACCAAGAGGCAUCGAUAUUAUACAUAUCAUAACGUCGCCCGAUAAAAAGAUCUUCGACAAUAUUCUACAUUCGUUCGUUGGAAUUGCUGCUGUCCAGAUUGGUUUGACUGAUAUCCUCUUACAACUGGGUUUGGUCCCGGAUAAAAUUAUAGGACACAGCGUAGGCGAGCUGGGGUGCGCGUACGCUGAUGGCUGCCUAACAGCCGAGGAGAUGAUCUUGUCAGCGUACAGCCGCGGGCUUGUCUCUGUGGAAACUCCCUUCAUAUACGGCUCCAUGGCUGCCGUUGGCAUAGGGUUUACACAAGUGUCUAAGAUGUGUCCACCGGAGAUCGAGGUAGCCUGCCACAAUGCGGCUGAUUCCAGCACCAUCUCAGGCCCGUCAGAUAUUAUGGGGCAAUUUGUUGCUCAGUUGACAGCUAAUGGGAUUUUUGCAAAAGAGGUUCCUUGCUCUAAUAUAGCAUAUCAUUCACGAUACAUCGCCGAAGCAGGUCCUGGACUCCUUAAAUACUUGUCAAAAGUAAUUAAAACUCCCAAACUUCGAAGUGAGCGUUGGGUGUCAACAUCUGUACCACAGGACAGAUGGAACGAAGACAUAGCCAAAUAUUCUUCGGCCGAAUACCAUACUAAUAAUCUCCUGAAUCCAGUGCUUUUUGAGGAAACUGCGCGAUUGAUUCCAAAGAACGCGGUGCUGGUAGAGGUGGCACCACAUGGCUUGCUGCAGGCUAUUCUUAGACGUGCGAUGCCCUCCUGCGCGCAUGUGCCGCUGACGCGCCGUGGGCACCCUGAUAAUUCUCGCUUUCUACUCGAAGCUAUUGGACAGUUGUUUAUGGAAGGAUAUUAUCCAGAUAUACGUCCUUUAUACCCAAAAGUCGAAUUUCCUGUUUCAACUGGAACCCCUCAUCUGUCACACUUAGUAGAAUGGGCUCAUCAACAAAAAUGGCAUUUGGCGUUAUAUGCGAGUCCAGAAAGAAAAUUGGCUUCAACCUGCACUUUCAAGAUAACUCUACACGAUGCUGAAUAUGCUUACUUACGAGGUCACCAAAUUGAAGGCAAAACGUUAUUCCCAUUUUCUUCUGCGUUGGUGUGCGUAUGGGACACACUCACAAUGGUUGCAAGAGCACCGCGGCGGGGACUUCCUGUGGAGUUUCGCGACGUGGAGUUUUAUUCGCAGCCAACUCUGCACGACUUGCGUUUGCUACGGCUUACUGUAGCCUUGCACCGCGGGAAUGGACGGUUUGAGAUCGAUGAUGGAAUCACAAAAGUAGCUACAGGUUUUAUAAUUUUGAAGAACACUGUAACGUCAGAGAGUACUGAAUACGAAGAAUUAAACGAAGACAUGUUAAAGACGGAGGAAAUAUAUCAAAUGUUCAAUGAAAGGAGCCACAUGUACCGGUAUGGUGAAAGUGGAUAUAACAUCCAAGAUGAGAAAAUGUUACAGAGCAUGAGAGUUGGUGACCUAAACUCUUUAGACUGGGUGACAGCCCCGGCGUCCGAAAGUAAUGGGAUCUUGGUACAUUUUGCUGGACUGAACGCUAGCGAUAUACUGACAGCUAAUAAACCAUUUGUUAAUAAAGAAACAAAUUGCGAAGGUUAUUAUGGAAUGGAUUUUAGUGGAAUUUCACAAAACGGGUCUCGUGUGAUGGGCCUACUGCGCGGUGGCUCGGCUCGCUCGCAUGUGCGUGCGCACCCCGAGUUGCUUUGGCCAGUGCCGGCGCAUUGGACUCUCGAGGACGCUGCUACUGUGCCGUUGCCCUUCGCGCAUGCACUUUACUGUCUUGCCAUCAAAACCCAGCUGAUGCCACGCACGAAGGUCCUCGUGAGCGGUGGCGCAGGCGCAACAGGACAGGCAAUUAUCGCGAUGGCGCUUCAUUUGGACUGUCGCGUAUUCGUCGUCGUUAGUCAUGCUGCGAAGAAAAAUUUCUUAAUGAAAAUGUUUCCUAAAUUGAAUGCUGACGAUAUAAUAUGUUGCCGAGACGACACGUUCAUGAAUCGCGUGCUGCCUGAAACUGAUGGAUGGGGCUGCGAGUAUGUUAUAUGCAGUAGAGGUGAUUACAAAGAUGCCUACCUUCAAUGCUGUACGCAUUUUGGGUAUACAUUGGAUAUUCAUCAAGUAAAAAAUAAUGAAGUGUAUUCGCUUAAAAUGGGCGCAUUGACCAAAGAAAGAUCUUACAUUCGUGUCGACUUUUCCAGUCUUUUUCUGCAUAACGACAUCAAAACUUUCAAGGUACAAAUAUGCAAUUACAUUAUUGACAGGGUCUUAGAGAGGCUGCAACACUUGGUGGCGGAGGGCAUCAGCGGGGGCUGGGUACGUCCGCUGUCCCGAGUUGUGUACGCGCCCUGCGACGCUACGCGCGCUUUUAGCUUGCUCGCGCACAGUCGACACCGCGGCCGAGUUAUGCUGCGCGUCCACGAUUCGCCGACAUCACUUGUGGAGCCCAGACUAACAUGCUCAAAAGCAUACAGCCAGCUGGUGAUAGGCGACUCGUCGGGGCUCACCAUGUGCCUGGCCUCGCGCCUGGUGCAACGGGGCGCAGGCGCGCUCCAUCUGCAGCUCGCCCACAUUGGGCCGCGUCUCAGUACACAAGUGCUAUCCUGGCGGAAAUUGGGCGUGAAUGCUAUAACGACCUCCUUAGACCUCGGGCAAAAUGAUUGCGCGUCAAACCUACUGAAACUAAGUUCAGGUCUGGGCCCAGUUGAAGGCAUAUUUGUAGUGAUGGCGAAACAACAGACUCGUCAGACACAUGCCCUCUAUAAGUCCCUAUUGGCCAAUUUGGAUGCAGAGACAAGAAAAGUGUGCCCAUCUAUCAAGUACUUCGCAGUAAUUGCUGUCAAUGCCUCUGUAGGAGAAGACAUUUGUGUCUCAAGGGCAGCAUAUCAGUUGCCUGCCAUGAUGCUUUCCUUAUCGAUUGAUGCAAAGGUUGACGGUAUUUUACCAACGUGUUACGGUGGAAUUGUUAAUGCAAUAGAGGAGGGUUUGCAGACAAUGCAACCUGUGAUUUUUGCUCAGCGCCCGUCUGAUAGCAAAGCUUCUCUUACAUACCAAAUAGAAAAAAUAACUGGUAUCACAAUAUCAGAAAAUACUUCAAAAAGCCAAACGUUGCAGGAUUUUGACUUAACUGCGGACAAAAUUCAAGCUCUUAGAGUAUUUCUAGACAACCAGAAUAUAACAAUCACCGAAAAUAAAUUGCAAAUGUUAAGUAUAGAAAAAUUACGGGAAAUUGUAGCUACGUCACAAGAAGCAGAUUACGCACCUGUCCGCGGCUUAAGUGCUUUCUUUCCCUUCGUUGAUUCUGAUGAACUCUUAGCCACGAUUGAUACAGUAGUGAUGCAAACACUUAUACAAGGCAGCGAUAUGAGAGAUGACGAGUUCAACGCUUCCGAAGCGUGCCUGUUCAUAGUGCCGGGACUGCAAGGGCUACACCAGCGGUACCGCGAGCUUUGUGAACGCUUGCAGCUAGCUGCAGUUGUGCUGCAGCCCGGACUCAACCAUCCCGAUGAAACUCUCCAGGAGAUGACGGCUAGAUAUGUCACGAUGUUUCUAAAGAAAAAAGGCGGGACAAAUAAAUUUUAUUUAUUGGGUCACGAAAUAGGUGUACUGUCAGUUCUCGAAAUGGCUGCCGAAUUGGAAGAUCAUGGAAUGACGGGCACGGUGUUCUGCUUGGGCGGCGGGCCGGAGCAAUUCUUAGACGAGCUGGAGCGGCAGCUACUUGUGGCGUGCGAUGGCGCAAUCGAUUCACAGUCGAUUCUCCAACAGGCAGUUGCCCGUCACAUGUGUACACUCAUGGGCGUCUCGUCAGCUCAGUUGGAUGCCGCGCUACGUGAAGCGCCAACAUGGCAACAAAAGAUAGACGUGAGCGUACGCGCGCUACGAGGGCGCGUAGCACACUCAACGCAGUACGCGCGCUUGCUUAUAGAGGCGGCGUAUGCACGAGUGAUGCAGGCGUUGCAGUACAAACGGCCAUCACCACGCGUACUUGAAUCCCGUAUAGUACUCCUACGCUCACCCACUGCCGAUUCGCCUGUUGUCAGCCCGCUCGAACUGCAGCGCUACUCGCGCACGCCUCUCGUCGUGCACGACCUGCGCUCGCCGCCCGCACAUGCAACCGAUGACUUGCGUGCCGCUGCUAUCAUCAACCGCUAUCUUGACGAGGAAACAAAACAAUGCUUUGCUAGCAAAACACUCUGCCAUACGUAUUUGAUGAAUCCUGAGUCGUUUAUUGGUAUUAGUGAUUUUGAGGAAGGUAGCAAGAUAAAAAUAUAGAAAUCAUUAGUAUUUUACAUGUUAUCUAGGAUAUUAUUACAUUACGUACAUUUUAAAUGGUAUUUAAUGAAAUAAGGUGAUAUUUUUACAUUUCUUCGC
Molecule: messenger RNA, 7441 nt
Organism: Cydia pomonella (codling moth)
Lineage: Eukaryota; Metazoa; Arthropoda; Insecta; Lepidoptera; Tortricidae
Product: fatty acid synthase-like
Exons: 35
Coding region: 1406-7342 (1978 amino acids)
Biological process (GO): fatty acid biosynthetic process
Molecular function (GO): oxidoreductase activity; fatty acid synthase activity
Source: RefSeq, a predicted model, not a curated record